AUGCAGAUAAAGAAGAUGAAGGAUAUCGGACAGCAGUUAUAUACCACACAAGUGAACGACGCACAGAAUUCCUUGACCAUGUCACCCAAACAGCCUAAUGCUAAUAGAGCGACUCGACCAGACAGACAAGAAGCGCAGGCUCUGUUAUGUCAAGGCUCAGAGGCGGAGGCUGCCGUGAUGACGGUUGCUACGUGUGUAAAGUGCAAAAGUGUCCACAGAAUCCCACUUCGAGAUCCGAAGAAGGGUACUGGGCAAAGCCAAAAGGACGACAAGUAUGUUUGCUUCACAUGCAACCUUGGCAUGGCUUCUUCCCAUUUUCAUUUUGUGAACAGUAAUCCCAGUGCAGCUCAUGUAGGAAAUAAAGCUGAGACCAUCUCAGGUUCCGUCAGUAACAAAUUUAAGGUAAGGAACUUUAAGCCCGGCAAAUACUAUUGUGAUAAAUGUCGAUUUUCCACAAAGGACCCUCUGCAGUACAAAAAGCACACGCUUCAACAUGAAGAGAUUAAAUUCAUCUGUUCUCACUGCAGCUACAUUUCCUACACAAAAGGGGAGUUUCAGAGGCACUUGGUGAAACACACGGGCAUAUUCCCUUACCAGUGUGAGUACUGCGACUAUGGCGCUAUCAGAAACGACUACAUCGUCAAACACAGGAGGAGAGUGCACGAGAGGGCCGGUGGAAAGCGGCCGCCCAAAACCGUAGCCAAGCUGGAGCCGAAAAGAGCCGGCGCAUCCAAACAAAACGCAGAGCUUUUAAAAGCUCCCAGUCCGAGGACUGCGUUUCAAAAUCGGUUGUCGGAUCAACUCUCAAGGUUCUCCCUCCAUACAAAUAAGGACAAAAUGCACAAUAUCAUGUUGCUGCCUGAAUCCAAGGAACACCAGAAAGAUGUAGUGUGUGUUCCGAAUAAAGUGACCUUGUCGGAGCCAAACGAGGUCAGUCUGUUUGAGAACAAAAGCGUGGAGGUGGAAGUGCUGUCCCCUGCAAAAGAGCCCGUGCAGCCGGGAAUGCCCUUAACAGUCGUGGCUCCGGCGGAAUUAGUUGUCCCUGCAAACUGUCUAGCCCAGUUGAUGGAUGUGAAGGUUGUCAAUGGAACCCAGCAGCUCGUCCUGAAACUGUUUCCUCUGGAAGAAGGUAACCGCCCUGAAGCCAGCGGGGCUGAGGGAGGGAGUUCUGAGCGUGUGACUAGCGAAAAGGGUUCAACCGAACGGGAAAAAAUGGCUUCUGCAGGACAUACAAAGCCACCGCCAAUUGAAGGGAAUGUCGGAAAACUCGCAGGCUUUGAUAAUCUCCAUUCUGCGGUUCAGAAACAACUUAAAAAUAUGAAGUGGGUGAGGUCUUACGACUUUUUCCUGUCAGAUUCUCGUGUGCACAACCGUGGGGAAUCCCUCCUCAACCCAGAUACAGUGGAGGAUUUCCAGAAAAAAAGUAGCAUGUAUCCACAUAGACCGGCCCUUCCGUCUCUCUCCUUCAAAGGUCAUUCUCCAUCAGCUAUAGUAAAACACAGUGUUUUACAUGGUCUCAGAACCGCAUCAAGCCCGUUUCCACAUAAAGCUGCUGUUUCUUUUACUGAGGAUAGAAGACAUUUACACGGCGACUCACACUCGUUCUUCCCUCUUGCUGCACCACCUGCAGCUGUGCCCUCUGGAGACCAGGGCUUGUUGCCUGUGAGCACAAAUCACUUGGAAUCUAGAAAUGAGAUUAGUGUUCCUGCAAAAAUGGCUCCCUCCCACAGGAAGCUGAAGGACAAGCAGACAGAGGAACACAAGGCAGGUUCAAAUACAGGCCAGAUUGCCUCUCAACGCAAAAGGGAGUAUUUACACCUAAGUAUACCUGGAGAAGAUAGCAUCAGGGCUCUGCCGCCUGGGGAGGAACCCCUGGAACUAAAGAAUCCAGAAAGGACUAAAGACUCUUUCGAUGGCCCGGUCAUCUCGUCAGUAUUUUCUCUGAGCUCUGGGUCCGAAAAUGUCCCUGAAGGUGUUAAAUGGAAUAGUUCCACGUCCAAAAUAAAGUCAAUUGAACUCUUGCGCAGAAAGAUAGCUCAGUUAAUUGAAUCCUGUGGCAAGCCUUCAUCUUUGUCUGCAAAUAAUGCACAUCGCCGUUCUGUAGGGCAGGCCUCGAAGGGAACCUCGAAAGCUGCUCCUGAAGGUAUUCACGAAAUUAACGUGUCGUUUACUGGCACCGGCUAUUCCACAGGCACGCUCCCCAAACCUCAGGAUGACGGCGCUAUUAAUGGACAGCUUACUCAUCAGCAAAUGUAUCCACAGUUUAUGGAAGACAGCAAUGGGAAAACUGAAAGCAGAGUGACCAGGAAGGCCCAUGUUGCUACUCCAGUAUUGAUCCCCAAAGGGGCUGUGUUGAGGGUUCUUAAUUCUUCUGAGGAUGCCCACAUUAUAGAGGCUACAUGUGAAGCACCCGUCAGUAUACCUUGCAGUGAGACACAGUUAAUAAAACCCAUUCCGCUCUGCCCGGUGAGACAGACAGACUCAGACUUACAGUCUUUGACAAGUAAAAGUGGGCCAGUAGAUGUGUCCCAAAAUCUUGAUAUACCUCUUCGGCCAAAACCAAGGAAAGAGAGUGCUACUUGUAGCACCAUGCCUAAAAAAACUGGCCCCCUACACAGUCACCAAGGAAGCAGUGAACCAAGUAAGCAAGGGAAACUGCUCCCCAGAAGUCUUCCUAUAAGUAAAAAUAAAACCAAACAAGUGAACUCAUCCAAGAAGAAAACCAAAAUCCAGGCUGACCCCAGCCGCUAUCUCAAGGAUCCUUCAAUUUUUCAGGUCACAAGACAACUUCGACUGAUAGCAGCUAAACCAGACCAGUUGAUUAAAUGCCCCCGUCGGAACCAGCCUGUCAUUGUGUUAAACCAUCCUGACGUUGACUCACCAGAAGUGACCAAUGUGAUGAAGGUAAUAAACAAGUACAAAGGCAACGUCCUCAAAGUCGUCUUAUCAGAGAGGACUAGGUGUCAGCUAGGCAUCAGACGGCAUCACGUCCGCCUGACCUACCAGAAUGUGGAGGAAGCCAAUCAAAUAAAAAGGCAAAUGAUGUUGAAAAUGAAACUUAAAAAAGUUCAUAAAAACAACUACCAGGUGGUGGAUUCCUUGCCUGAUGACUCAUCCCAGUGUAUAUUUAAGUGCUGGUUUUGUGGGCGGCUGUAUGAAGACCAGGAAGAGUGGAUGAGUCAUGGCCAACGGCAUUUGAUAGAAGCUACUAGAGAUUGGGAUGUUCUUUCCUCCAAAGGCAAAUAA
Molecule: messenger RNA, 3246 nt
Organism: Puma concolor (puma)
Lineage: Eukaryota; Metazoa; Chordata; Mammalia; Carnivora; Felidae
Source: RefSeq, a predicted model, not a curated record